ACCAAAAGAACAAGAAGUAGAAGACGGCUCGUCUGGUUGGUAGAUAUGUCACAGAGCCCAGAGUAAUGCUAACUUGGCCGCAGUAGUUAGUGAGUUGUCCAAAAGUGUCUUGAAGCUUUAAGGGGUGAUUGUAUAUCUUGACACCUCGUCGGGUGACCCGUUAAGAGGGUUGGAAAACCGUCAUGUCUGCGGCCGGAGACUUCGGAAACCCUUUAAGGAAAUUUAAGUUGGUCUUCCUCGGGGAGCAGAGUGUGGGGAAGACUUCGCUGAUCACCAGGUUCAUGUAUGACAGCUUCGACAAUACUUACCAAGCAACAAUAGGAAUAGAUUUCCUGUCGAAAACCAUGUACCUUGAAGACAGAACAAUCCGGUUGCAGUUGUGGGACACGGCAGGACAGGAACGGUUUCGUAGCCUCAUCCCAAGUUACAUCAGGGACUCUGCUGCUGCGGUCGUAGUGUACGACAUUACAAAUGUCAACUCUUUCCAGCAAACCACAAAAUGGAUCGAUGACGUGAGAACGGAAAGAGGAAGUGACGUCAUUAUCAUGUUGGUGGGAAACAAGACAGACCUUGCAGACAAAAGACAGAUAACCACAGAGGAGGGAGAACAGAGAGCGAAAGAGAUGAAUGUUCUGUUUAUUGAAACAAGUGCAAAGACAGGCUACAAUGUCAAACAGCUUUUCCGUCGUGUGGCUGCUGCCCUCCCCGGCAUGGAUACAACACAGGACAGGAGUAGAGAGGACAUGAUUGACAUUAAGCUGGAGAAGCCACCAGAGCAACCUGUCAGUGAAGGAGGCUGUUCCUGCUAAUGUUCCUGCCUCUGUUGCUGCCUGAUCCAUUCAGUUUUUCUGUACAUUUACCCGUCACUACAUCCGCCUCUGGUCCCCUGCCUGAAAAAGAACACUACAUCCGUUGUCCACGCCAUGUUGGAAACCUACUCUCCCAUCGGGAUGCUCUGACAGUCAUGAAUCACUUUGGAUUUAGCACUUGCACUGUAACACAUAUACACUGAAACAGUAUUUACAGCUAGAGCUCUGCCUCCUACAGGGCUCCGUUUGUCUGUCUUUUGAGACAAAGCUAGUGGUACAAGAGUAAUAAGUCACGUUGGGGUAGUUUGACCUUUUGAACCAAACUAAAAGAUGUCUGUCUUCAAGUGAAGGCUUUGAGUUUGAUCAUAAUUCUUUAAAACUUGCUAUAGCUUUAAACUUAACAAGCACAAUGCAGCUGCUUUGUGCGUUUGUCAGCUGUGAACAAAUGUUUUUUCAAUGUUUGAAAUAAUGUACGAAUAAGGUUGCAAAGUUGUGUUGGGAUUAACAACAUUUAGGAGAUCACAUUUCAGACACUGAUGUCGUAAACGUAAGCCAUGAGCUUAUUUUGAAAUAAUUCAGAUGCCUGUACCAGCAGUCACAGUUCUCCCAACAAAUACCAGCAUGAAAUGACAACACACUGAAAACCACACAGGUUUCCAUCACAUCACAAACGCAAACACAACACAUGGCUGCAUCAUCCACAUUACCGUCCUUCCCCUCUUCCUUUACACGCUCCUUUGAGGUGGGUUAUUUUUACCUUGGCUUCCAUUUUCUAUUACUUUUUUAUUUGGAUAGUUUAAUUUUUUCCUAAAUACAGCUUACAAUUAUUUCUUUGAUGAUAGUGUUUGAGGAGGUUUUUUAUUCUUAUUAAACCUACCAUAAACAUUAGAUAUGGAGAUAUAUAUAAAUAUAUAUAUAUAUAUAAUGCCUUUUGGAGUUAAAUAGUAGAGGGCUUCCUGGCUUUGGGUUUACCUAGUUUGGUUAAUGCGUUUUACGAACACUUUUUAUUUUUUUGGCAUUGAUCUUUUGUUAGUGAUUAUUCUACUUGUAUUUAAUCCACAAUGACAUGUAAUAUUUAUUUCCAUUGGAUUCAUGGUUCUUUUUUUUAUGGCUGUUAAUAUCUUCUCUCUUGGUAUGAGUCCUGAAUCGCUAAUGAAAAUAUGCAUCCACCUGGACCACCUUCAACUCAAUCAGUAGGGAGCACCUGCUGCUUCAUCUACCACCUCUAGGUGGCAGCUUGAUCACACUGAUAAUAUUUUGUGCAAUUUUUGUGAGAGGAGCGUCCAACUUGUAUAGCAUAGAAGUCCUUAACGUUUCUGUCUGGAAUGGUUUUAAAUGAAAAAAAAAAAAAUAAACAUACACUUAUCAUG
Messenger RNA from Mugil cephalus (flathead mullet), 2179 nucleotides. Its product is annotated as ras-related protein Rab-6A. Lineage: Eukaryota; Metazoa; Chordata; Actinopteri; Mugiliformes; Mugilidae. The transcript is spliced from 9 exons. The coding region runs from base 183 to 809 and encodes 208 amino acids. Gene Ontology annotation, molecular function: GTPase activity; GTP binding. The record is from RefSeq and is a predicted model, not a curated record.